AUGUACCUGAACGAGGUCAAGUUUGAACUGAAGCAUAAAAUGGCUGACCAAAGUGACGGGAUGUCGUUCAAGUACACAGUGGAGGACGUGCAACGUCUGACCUCCAUCACGGGGGCCAUGGAUUUCUGUGAAUUCCACGAGAUCGACUACGGGGACCUGGAAACUAUGGACGACAUCAAAAAUCUGCUUUUGUUCAAACUGAAGAAACAGACAGCUAGACUACCGGCCAGUACAAUGAUGAAGAAACUCAUUGAUGAAGACAUCAAGAAACGCCAGGAACUAUCACGAGUGUAUGGAAAACUCCGAGAAUUUAUGAAUAAAGUCGACGACAAGUUGAAAUUGCAAGUGGAGACAGCAAUUCCGAACUGCAUCGCUAAGAUAACACAAUAUAACCACGAACUGGUGAAAGACGAGUGCCCGAUCUUGGUAGCCGGCGAGACAUCAGCGGGAAAAAGCAGCCUUCUGAAUCUACUCUUAGGGGAGGAGGUUCUCCCCUACUCUCUACUGAGCACGACGUCCACUCUCUGUCAGUUGAAAAACGACGACAGGAAGCGAGCGGUUGUCCAUCUGAUGGAACCCGACCCUACCACUGGGAGGGAAACCAUUGAAUUCGACCUGAAGAAAACUGGAGACUCGUCUAUUCAGGACCAACUUCAAGAAUACGCCAACUCUAAAGAAAGGGGCGCCGACACGUAUAAAUUCAUAGAAAUAUUUUGGCCGAUUCCAUUGCUACAGGGUAAUGUUUUUAUCGUAGAUAGUCCCGGUGUUGGAGAGAACGAGUUUAUGAACAAGGUUGUGAUGGACUACCUUCCAAAAGCCUUUGCCUUCAUCUACGUCAUCAACAGUGGAAAUGCUGGCGGCGUGCAAGAAGGACGUCUCGAAAAACUUCUGAAAAUUCUCACCGACCCGAAGGACCGAGACCAACUGCAAAUGUUUGAUCCCGAGUCAGCCAUUUUUGUUUUCAACAAAUGGGACCAAGUGCCACCUGACGAAGAGGAAGAAGUUCGAAAGAAGACUCUGGAAAAAUUAAUGAGAUGUUGGCAGGGUCUGACGGAAAAGCAGGUGUUUUACCUGUCAGUAACUGAGGCUUUCAGAAACUUACGAGCGGGCGCAGGUUUUACUGAGGGAUACCAGAAACUUCUGGACGGGAUCCAGGAACUGGUUCCUAAAAGUCUUCAAACCAAACUCACGAAGCAUCAUAAGUGGAUCGAGUUCUUUGUCGGUAGACUGACUUACGUCAUUCGAACAAAAAUCAUGAACGCCAGAAGAACAAUGCAAGAGAAGCAGGAGAAAAAGGAAGAAAUCACAAAACGCCUUGACAAACUUCAGCGAACCUCUGACGACGUCCUCCUAAAAAUGACAAAUACUCUUGACGACAGAAUUGAAAAGAUCGUGGACGGCUUGCACCAGUUUCUUUCCAGUCCUUCCACAAUGGAGCGACUGAAUGAGUGGAACACGGCGGAACUUCCGGAUGUCAAGAUAAAUGCCUUUGUAUCUAGCAGAAAAUCACCAUUGUUCCACGACAGGGAAUCGGGAUUUCGGAAACAGACCAAGAACUGGCAAGAGAGCUGA
Molecule: messenger RNA, 1572 nt
Organism: Lingula anatina
Lineage: Eukaryota; Metazoa; Brachiopoda; Lingulata; Lingulida; Lingulidae
Biological process (GO): protein phosphorylation
Molecular function (GO): ATP binding; protein kinase activity
Source: RefSeq, a predicted model, not a curated record